Zeugodacus cucurbitae (melon fly) is the source of this 2176-nucleotide messenger RNA. RefSeq lists its product as uncharacterized. Gene Ontology annotation, molecular function: protein kinase activity; ATP binding. Gene Ontology annotation, biological process: signal transduction; negative regulation of metaphase/anaphase transition of meiotic cell cycle; protein phosphorylation. The coding region runs from base 456 to 1769 and encodes 437 amino acids. Gene Ontology annotation, cellular component: cytoplasm. Lineage: Eukaryota; Metazoa; Arthropoda; Insecta; Diptera; Tephritidae. The record is from RefSeq and is a predicted model, not a curated record. The transcript has 6 exons.
UUCAUUGGAUUAGGUUGGUUAAAAAUACCUUAUUUUCUUAAAUUUAAUUCAUAUUUGCUCUAUAUCAAUUGAGUUUAAUUUUCCUUGAAAAUAAAAAUUAAUUACAAUAAACACUCCGCUUUUUAUAUUAUACUUUCAUUUUGAACGUUUUAAAAAAAUGUCAGCAUUAAAUUAAUUAAAUGUGACUGUUUUUUAAAUUCUCAUAUGCAACAUUUGCGCCAUUAAAUCCACUGGGGACACUUUAACUUGUUUACAACGAAAUCGAGACAUUGACAAGUAAACAAAGUUUUUCUAUGACUAUUGUCAAAUGAAUAAAAAUAUAAACAAAUUUACAUAGCGCACAAACAACCAAACAGUAACAAACAACAUUCCGUUAACUCGGCGAAUAAGAAAUUACAAAAUAAAAAGGAAAAAAUCAAAGAUCCUUUGCUGUGGCGACGAAAUAUAAUCUACAAAUGGCUUUGCUGCAAGUUCCACCAAAUAGUGAACAAGCCAUUGUCCUGAAUACGCCAAAUCGCAACGAGAUACUCAAGGACGGACUGCCGACACACACAAAAUAUAAAAUCUUAGGCCGUGGCGCCUUUGGCACCGUCUUCAAGGCGAUUUAUCGAGGUCAACCCGUGGCUGUGAAGAUCGUGCGCAAUGUGAGUAAAGCGAAUGAUCAAUCUAUGCGUAGUGAGAUGCACAUUUUGGGCUGGAAACACCGUAAUAUUAUACGAAUUUUAAAAGUCGAAACUACGCAGAAUUUCGGUAUUGUCAUAAUGGAGAGAUUGGUGGGGCAAAGUUUACAGGAGAUACUUGAAGCCACAAUGCUGCCACUACAGCAUAGAAUUUACAUAACACUGGAUAUUCUGUCGGCGCUAUCAUAUUGCCACAAGCGGAGUCUACUACAUCUUGAUGUAAAACCACAGAAUGUGUUGAUAUCUUUCGUUGGCAUGCAACAAAAUUUACGCUACGAAACGCUAUCAAAUGCUUUCCGCCACCGGCAAUAUGUCUGCAAACUUUGCGAUUUUGGUGCUUCCUUGAAGAUAGACUCUCCAACGCCGUCGCCAAAGGGGAAUGCGCGUGGCACAAUGCGCUACAUGGCCCCCGAGGCAUUGCGUGAGGAACCGCUCACACCAGCCACCGACAUCUACUCACUAGGCAUUACAAUGUGGCAAAUGCGACAGCGGCGCUUACCCUACCACAGCAUUGCCUGCAAUGAAGUGGUCGCCUAUCAGGUGGUCAAAAAUAAGCUCCGUCCCGAUAGCACAACUCCAAAUAAUACCACAAACUGCACGAGCGCGCUGCAUCGCCAUCACAAAUGCUAUUGCGCCAAUUUCACAGCGGAGGAGAUCACUUAUCACUCAUUGGUACAGCUGACGAAUGUACUCAAUCGCACCAAACAACCCGAAGAACAGUUGCGCUUCUCUGACUGCGGUGCGGAUCAGGUGGAGCUGCAUCAGGCGACUGUGCGUCGGCCAUUCGCCUCAUUGAAUGCGAAAAUGAAUGUUAUGCGUAAUUUAAGUGCCGAAUUGAAUUGCAGUAAGUCACCGGUCGCACAGAAGUCGCCAGCAAAUGAGAGACCAAUGCUGAUACAACGACAGCAACAGCAACGCAAGAAAAGCGAUGUUGUCGAUCUGUUAGCGAUGUUUGAGGAUAUAUUGCGUUUAAGCGAUUGCAACAAGGAACAAAGCUAUGAAACGAUUUAUAAAGCUUGCUGGUGUGACGAGCCCACUUUAAGACCGAACGCCUUGCUGUUGCGCAAGCGCUUGAUAGAAUUGCUUUAAUAUUAGUUCAUUAUUUUAUGUAUUUAGUAUAAAUGAUUUUGCGAUCUUAGUAGCUGGUACCUUUAUAACAAAUAUUAUUCAUUAUAGUUUAGAGUUUAAUGUUAUCAUAAUGCAUUAGUUUUAUUUUCAUUUUGUAAGUUUUUAAAAGGCUCACGAAAUAAAUAUGCAUACUUAUUUUAGUUAGAAUAUAAAAAAUUUGAUGAGUUUUUUGUGGUCUGAAACUUAAAAAAAUGCCAGAAAAUAAUAAGGGUACACAACAAUCUUGUAGAAAAUUUAGUAUAGAUGGUGGCCAAUCAAUCAAUCCAUAAUUCAAUAAACAGCGAGAGUCAGGAAAUGACACUUUUGCGUAUUUAAUAAACAUGUAUAGCAAGCAUUAUGAAUAAAAAGUCAUCAAAAUGCAUAUUAAU